Molecule: messenger RNA, 969 nt
Organism: Acanthosepion pharaonis
Lineage: Eukaryota; Metazoa; Mollusca; Cephalopoda; Sepiida; Sepiidae
Source: the annotation of a GenBank genome assembly
AUGUCUUUCUCUUUCAAUCUCACGCUCUCUGUGUCUGUCUGUCUCUCUCUCUCAAUGUCUAUUUCUCUCUAUAUAUCUAUCUGUCUCUCUCUCAAACUCUCAAUUUUUCUCUCUCUCUAUAUAUAUAUAUACAUAUAUCUUUCUCUCUCAAUUUCCAUAUCUAUCUAUCUAUCUAUCUAUCUAUCUAUCUAUCUAUCUAUCUAUCUCAAUCUUUCUUUCUUUCUUUCUUUACUUGUUUGUUUCCUUUUUUUCUCCCUGUAUUUUCUUCCUUUUUUCUUUCUUUAUCCAACUUUCAUUUUUUUUUAUUUUUCCUCAACUUUCUGUCUUUUUUACAACUUUAUUUUAUUCCAUACAUUCAUUGCCUCCUUCUUUCUGUCUUUCUUUCUUUCUUUCUUUUUUUCUUUCUUUCUUUCUUUCUUUCUUCCUCCCUUUUUCUUUCUUUCUUUCUUUCUUUCUUUUCUUUCUUUCAAAAUUUCUUUCUUUCUUUCGAAAUUUCUUUCUUUCUUUCUUUCUUUCUUUGUACAAUUCAUUCUUUUUCGCCAUCUUUCUUUCUUUCUUUCUUUCUUUCUUUCUUUCUUUCUUUCUUUGUACAAUUCAUUCUUUUUCUCCAUCUUUCUUUCUUUCUUUCUUUCUUUCUUUCUUUCUUUCUUUCUUUCUUUGUACAAUUUCUUCAUUCUUUUUCUCCAUCUUUUUUCUUUCUUUCUUUCUUUCUUUCUUUCUUUCUUUCUUUCUUUCUUUCUUUGUCACUCCUCCUGCUUGACCCCCAACACCUCACUUGGAGUCUUGUUCCGCCAGUCGUCCUCCCUCCAUCUUGAAUUUCUCUCCUCAUCUUGCACUUACACCUCCUUCUUCCUAUCUUGCUUUCGUUGCUUCACCAGCGCCUUUCUUUCGCUCGCUUCUUUGUUUUUUGAAAGGUUUUAUCUAUCUAUCUAUCUAUCUAUCUAUCUAUCUAUCUAUCUAUCUAUAUAA